Molecule: messenger RNA, 1003 nt
Organism: Myotis lucifugus (little brown bat)
Lineage: Eukaryota; Metazoa; Chordata; Mammalia; Chiroptera; Vespertilionidae
Gene: CIMIP2B
Product: family with sequence similarity 166 member B
Exons: 5
Coding region: 85-831 (248 amino acids)
Source: RefSeq, a predicted model, not a curated record
AGGGUGGGCAGGGGGAAUCUAGAGAUGAGUGGGUGAGUCCUGUGCUACAGGUACACUGGACACUGCCCACUGCUUCGGUUCAGCAUGGGCCAGACCUAUGGGCAGAUGACCGGUCAGCUACUCCGGGGAGCUCCUGGCAUAGCCUGGCCCCCUGCCCAUCGCAUACUUCUGCCUCCCAUUCGGCCUCCAAGAUCUCCCGAGGUUCCUCGUGGAAGCCUGCCUGUCGGGCGUGGGCACAAAAGGCUCAGUUCCAGCAUGAUCCCUGGGUACACAGGUUUUAUCCCCCAGGCACGGUUCAUCUUUGCCAAGAACUGCAGCCAGGUCUGGGCUGAGGCUCUGAAUGAUUUUACUCAGUGGCACGGGGAACAAGGGAGUCAGGAGCUGUCAAAGCAGGUCAAGGGAGAAGAUGUGGAGGAAGACCAAGAAUCAGAGCCAAAGCCGAAGCCAGAGCUGGAGGCGCAGCGGGCAGAGCUGGGGCAGGAGGCAGGACAAGCUUCCCCCUAUUCCAUGGCUGACGGAGAUCCUCACAAGUUCUUCAUGUCAGGUUUCACUGGCUAUGUGCCCCGUGCCCGCUUCCUCUUCGGCUCCAGCUUUCCUGUGCUCACCAACCAGGCGCUGCAGGAAUUUGGACAGAUGUGCUCACAGGGCAAACCCCAGAAGGAUCUCAAACAUCUCCCCCCACUUUCAAGGACCUACCCUCAGAACCUGGGUCUUUUGCCUAACUAUGGGGGCCAUGUGCCAGGAUAUAAGUUCCAGUUUGGCCGCACAUAUGGGCAUCUCACCCACGAUGCUCUGGGCCUCAGCACCAUCCAGAAGCAGCUCGUGGCGUAGGUACCUGGACUUCAAGUUCUUUCUUCCCUUUUCAUGUAUCCCAGCCAUGCUUUUGGAAGAGAGAGAGAGAUGGGCUGGAGGGUAGGGGGAGGCACAAAGAGAAUGGUUUGGAGGCCAAGCACCUUUUUUAUUAAUAGGUGUAAUAAAUAAAUAAAUAAAUACAUAAACAGAA